AUGAUGCCACUGGGACACCUGGCCCUGGUUCUGCGAUGCUGGGAGCGCGAGGGGGCUCGGCGGUUGUCAGGCAGCUGCUGCCUGCACACAGAGAGCGACUGCAGCUUUGGCGCCCAGGCGGCGGGGAAUGGUCUGGGUGGCCUCUGGAAUGCGUGCGCGCCAGGCCUGAGGACCCCCCGGGUGGUGCCACCUGCCCCGCUGCUGGGUGCCUCCCUGCGCCUGCGCCGGCGCUGGGUCUUCGCGAGGGCGGAGCUGCGUUCUCCUCAGCACAGACCUGGAGAGCAUCGCGAGGGCGGAGCUGAGUUCUCUGCACAGACUUCGGAGAUACAGCGAAGGCGGAGCGGUGUUCUCCUCAGCACAGACCCGGGCGGGCGGGCCUGGGGCACCGCGAGGGCGGAGCUGCUUUCUGCUCAGCACAGACCUGGAGAGCAUCGCGAGGACGGAGCUGAGUUCUCUGCACAGACUUCGGAGAUACAGCGAAGGCGGAGCAGUGUUCUCCUCAGCACAGAUCUGGGCGGGCGGGCCUGGGGCACCGCGAGGGCGGAGCUGCUUUCUGCUCAGCACAGACCUUGGGGGCACUGCCUCGCUUUGGGACAACUCGGGGCCGCAUCGACGAAAAAUCCAAACAUGUCUUCUGAAGCUGACACUAAACACAUCAAGAACUAAGGCAAUGGAUGGAAACUAUCUGAAUUCAAAUCCCAGCUCAGGCUCUUACCACCUGGGUGACCU
Pongo pygmaeus (Bornean orangutan) is the source of this 729-nucleotide messenger RNA. RefSeq lists its product as uncharacterized. Bases 1 to 666 code for a protein of 221 amino acids. Lineage: Eukaryota; Metazoa; Chordata; Mammalia; Primates; Hominidae. The record is from RefSeq and is a predicted model, not a curated record. The transcript has 3 exons.